AUAAGGUUUUGUUAUGAAAAAAAAAAAGUGUGUAUAUAUAUAAAUAAUUACCCAAAUCCUAUUUUCUCUCGGACAGACCCCCUAACCCCCCACUCGGCCACUCCCAAAAAACUACCGCAUCCCACACCAUCUCCGCCACAUCUUCACAACCCCACCGUCCAUAGCUACCGCCUUCUUCUCCGGUAACCGCUUCGGGAAACUCCUUCUUCUUUUCUCGAUUUAUAUUUGUUUUGAUCUUAUUGGUAAAGAAGUGUGGCAAAGAGCUCUACUUAACCAGAAAAAGAAAUAAAAGGACAGGACAAAUAAUGGUGUAUUGUGAUCACUGUGUCCAAAAUGUUAGUGCGUUGAGAACUGAUUAUGGUUCUUUAUGUUGUGGCACAUGUGGUAAGGUGUUGCAAGAUUAUCUUUUUUCUGAAGAGGCCACAUUUGUGAAAAAUUCAUCUGGACAGAGCCAAUUAUCUGGCCAUUAUGUCAGAACAAUUCAAAGCGAAUUCUCUGCCUCACGUCAAAGGACUAUAGAUAGAGCUUUUGAGGAGAUCAAAUACUUAAGUUAUGGCCUUGGAGUGAACGAUGAUAACAUGACCGUGCAAGCUGUGGCCUUUUAUAGAAUAGCACUUGAGCGGAAUUUUACCCGGGGACGUAAAUCAGAGCAAGUGCAGGCUGCUUGUCUUUAUAUUGCAUUCCGGGAAAAUAAUAAGCCAUACCUUCUCAUUGAUUUUUCAAAUUAUUUAAGGAUAAAUGUUUAUGUUCUAGGUGCAGUUUUUUUACAGCUGUGUAAAGUAUUAAGGCUCGAAGAGCACCCAAUUGUUCAGAAGCCUGUUGAUCCCAGUCUUUUUAUUUAUAAAUACACAAAUAAUUUGUUAAAGGAAAGGAACUUGGUUGUCUCUGAAACUGCGCUGAGUAUUAUUGCUAGCAUGAAACGUGACUGGAUGCAGACAGGGAGAAAGCCAAGCGGAUUAUGUGGUGCAGCAUUAUAUAUGUCUGCUCUUGCAAAUGGUUUUAAGUGCUCUAAGUCAGACAUUCUAAGAAUCGUCCAUAUAUGUGAAGCAACUUUGACUAAGCGGUUGGUAGAGUUUGAGAAUACAGAGUCUGCUAGCUUGACAAUUGAGGAGUUGCAUACAAUGGCAAAAGAGCAUGAAAAGCAGCCAAUUAAGGUACCAAAUGGUGAAUUGAACAAAUGUACUUCCGAAGAUCUACUAUGUGAGCACAAGGGUACUGCUGUGCCUUAUUUUGCACUUGGACUGUGUGAAACAUGUUACAAGGAUUUUGAUAAACUCUCUGGUGGACUUGAUGGUGGCUUGGAUCCUCCUGCUUUCCAGCGUGCUGAGAGGGAGAGAAGGGCAAAAUCAGAUUCUGAGGAAAGUGCCAAUAGAACAGAUGAUAUGGUGAAAGCAUCAAAUGGUGAACAUGGAAGCCAAAAAGAGGGAUUACAUGCCUCAGAGCCAAAAAGUGUUGGAGAUAACUAUGAGCACACAGCCACUCAAGAUGGCAACCUUGAUGAAUCACAUGAAGAUGAUACGAAGACUAAAACUCAUGAUGAAUCAGAAAGUUUAUCUGAUAUUGAUGAUCUAGAGGUUGAUAGCUACCUUCACAAUGAGGAGGAAAAACAUUACAAGAAGAUUAUAUGGGAAAAUAUGAAUCGAGAAUAUCUUGAGGAACAAGCAGCUAAGGAAGCAGCUGCUGCUGCUGCUAAGAAAUUUGCCGAGGCAAAUUGUUCCGAAGAGGAGCUAGCAGCAAGAGAAUUUGCGAAAUCGGCUGCUGAUGCUGUGGCAAAGUCCAGAAAGGAAAUGAGACAAAAACGAGCUCAAGAGGCCAAAAAUUCUGGUCCUGCUCAAUCUGCUAUAGAGGCCACCCGGCAGAUGUUGAGAACAAAGAGGCUCAGCUCCAAAGUCAAUUAUGAUCGCUUAGAAAAGCUAUUUGGUGAUCCUGUAUCUACAGAAAAUCCCAAGAAAGUACGAUUUGAUCCAUCUUUGGACAACGAUGAAAAUAAAGAAUCCAAAUUAGAGGGAAAACUAAAGGAUGAUGAUGCAGUAGGAAUAGAAGAUGAAGUUGAGGAUGGUGACAUGACUGGAGAAUAUGAAGAUAAUAUGUAUCAGGAAAAUGGAGAUGAGGCAUAUGAGGAUGAAUAUUAUGACGAUGGUGAUUAUUGAAGAGCUUACAGCUUGUAUUCAUAGUUAUUUUCAGUUGUCUAUAGUAAUUCUUUUUAGGAAAAUAAAAAUACUAUUUUUUCUCACUUUAUAACUAUCAAGUAUAAACAUCACGGUUCCACUUCCACCACCUUCAUUUUUCUUCUUAGUUAAGCUUGACCUUCACUUAGGUUAAAGAUGAGCCAAGCUAGCUCGUGAGCUAACUCGAGUUCAACUUAUUAAUAACUCGGUAAGUUGAGUUCGUAAAUUUGUGAGCCGAGCUUCAACCACAAUUUGAGUUCAAAUAUUAAA
Messenger RNA from Arachis duranensis, 2438 nucleotides. RefSeq lists its product as uncharacterized. Bases 306 to 2150 code for a protein of 614 amino acids. The transcript has 20 exons. Gene Ontology annotation, cellular component: nucleus; transcription preinitiation complex; transcription factor TFIIIB complex. Gene Ontology annotation, molecular function: RNA polymerase III general transcription initiation factor activity; TBP-class protein binding; RNA polymerase III type 3 promoter sequence-specific DNA binding. The record is from RefSeq and is a predicted model, not a curated record. NCBI's taxonomy places the organism in Eukaryota, Viridiplantae, Streptophyta, Magnoliopsida, Fabales, Fabaceae. Gene Ontology annotation, biological process: transcription preinitiation complex assembly; transcription by RNA polymerase III; DNA-templated transcription initiation.